GGUAGUGUUGUGGUGCUAUCAAUAUAAAUGUGCAAAGGAGUAGUAUAGAGAACAUAAUUCAAAGGAAAUCUGUUGGAGGAACUAUUACCGUAACAGCACAUCUUAUUUUCUUCUUCAUUCUCUGGAUACAUCAGAAAUAACAGUUACAGUUGCGGCUGAAGAUCAUACAGCAUGUAUACAAUGAACGUAAAAAUUAAUAAAAACACUGUCGGUGGAAAACUGAAUAAGGCGAAUUCCAUUGAAGGAUUCUACGCCAAUACGGGAAUCUUGAUAACUGGUGCGACGGGUUUUGUAGGCAAAGGAAUUUUGGAGAAAUUGAUACGUGUGUGUCCAAAGAUCGCCGCCAUUUUUAUCCUUAUUCGACCGAAGAAAAACCAAACGAUAGACCAACGAUUUAAGAAGCUCAUAGAUGAUCCUAUUUAUGAUAGCAUCAGAGUAAAGCAUCCUUUGGUUUUGAGCAGAAUUCAUCCCGUACAAGGUGAUGUAAGCCUGCCAGAUUUGGGUCUCUCUUCACAAGACAGAAAUAUGUUGAUAGAGAGAGUGAACAUAGUGUUUCAUAUCGCGGCUACUAUGAAAUUCAACGAACCGUUAAACGUGGCUGUCAAUAUAAAUACAGCAGGUACUGCACGCAUUAUCCAAUUGUGCAAGGAACUGAAGCAUGUAAUUAGCAUUACCUACGUUAGCACAGCUUAUAGUAAUGCGCAUUUGCCAGAGAUCGAUGAAAAAGUUUACAUCUCAAGUUUUAAUACUUCUAUGGUGAUAGAUUUAUGCGUAAGAGGAGACAAAACACUGAUCGAUCUGUUUGAAGAAAAAAUUUUAAAAAUAUACCCAAACACAUGCACGUUUUCCAAAAAUUUAGCAGAGCAAAUUGUGUGCAGUAAUAGUGAUAGUUUACCUAUUGCUAUAGUGCGACCAAGUAUAAUUGGUGCCUCGAUAGAAGAACCGUGUCUUGGUUGGCUGGACAAUAUUUAUGGAGUUACAGCUAUCUUUAUGACAGUCGGCAUGGGUAUUACAGAGGUAAUACCAGCUAAGGAAAACGCAAGCGUGGAUCUAGUACCUAUUGAUUUCGUAGUUGACACGAUACUGUGUGCAGCAUGGCAUGUCACUUUACGUCCUAAUAAUGAAGUUAAAAUCUACAACUGUACGAAUAACGCACACCCGCUCAAGUACUACUUAUUAUCGAUUUCAUUAUUAUUAUCAAGCAGAUUAGCAGAUUAUGCUUAAGCAAAUUAUUAUCAAGCUCACUACAGAUAUUUAUGCAUUUCUGGGAGACUUAAUGGCACAAAAUUCCAGAGUACAUAUAAUAUGAAAGAGU
Molecule: messenger RNA, 1315 nt
Organism: Frieseomelitta varia
Lineage: Eukaryota; Metazoa; Arthropoda; Insecta; Hymenoptera; Apidae
Product: putative fatty acyl-CoA reductase CG5065
Exons: 5
Coding region: 172-1224 (350 amino acids)
Biological process (GO): long-chain fatty-acyl-CoA metabolic process
Cellular component (GO): peroxisome
Molecular function (GO): alcohol-forming very long-chain fatty acyl-CoA reductase (NADP+) activity
Source: RefSeq, a predicted model, not a curated record